Messenger RNA from Tremella mesenterica DSM 1558, 903 nucleotides. RefSeq lists its product as uncharacterized. Gene Ontology annotation, cellular component: elongator holoenzyme complex. The record is from RefSeq and is a predicted model, not a curated record. The transcript is spliced from 4 exons. Gene Ontology annotation, biological process: tRNA wobble uridine modification. NCBI's taxonomy places the organism in Eukaryota, Fungi, Basidiomycota, Tremellomycetes, Tremellales, Tremellaceae. Bases 118 to 903 code for a protein of 261 amino acids.
AGUUUUGAGCCACCAAAGAAGACGAUAAGACAAACGAGGACUUGCACAACUCAGAACCCAGUGACGAAGAUAGACUCAAACAAGAAGAGUUAUUGAGUAGAGUUGAAAAAAGCAACAAUGACCUAUCUCACUCCUCAUCUUCCUUUCACAGAAAGAGACGCCUUACCUCCCCCCGGCACUCAUUUACUCAUCACCGACACCCUUCAAUCGUCCUCUAAAUUCGCACUGUAUCACCUACUCACCGCUGCUAUAACCAACAAGAUUCGUAUUGUCCUCGUGGACUUUAGAGGAGAGGGAAAGGAGAGUCAUGAAGCUGUUCUGAAGAAGCUUGGCAAACCGAUCCCUUUCUCAUCCACCAAUUUCAUCUAUAUCUCCCCCUCUUCUCUCCCUUCCAGUAUACCCAUCCACAGUUCAGAUACACAACCGAGACUAUUCGAUGACGACAAUAAACCAACUCUGAAAGAAACAUACGAGAUCAUAAUACGACAUUUACAAGGGAGCUUGGUGAUUCUUGAUGGACUGGGUGAACUGUUGAAUAUGGGUUUCGAACCUGUAGAAAUAAGUAGAUUCGUUCGUUCUCUUUUACCUGAGAUAAGAAAGCACUCAGCACGUCUUAUUUCAACUCUUCACGCCGAUUGUCUACCUUUACUUCCUACUUCACAUAUACCACAAUACUCCAAACAGACAGAGAUGGUAGAACGUCUACUCAGGCUUUCAGGUGGUUGGUGGAGAAUCUCACAUCUUCCAUCUGGUCGAUCGGGUGAUGUACAUGGAGAAAUCUCAUCCCAUGGUUUGGACGAAACUUGGUGUUCCCAAAUACCCCGGAAUGCACCGUUACAAUAUCGACUCGAAGCCAAUGGUGUCAAGGUCUUUCCGAAAGGUACUGGAAGAGGUUUUCUCUGA